Racocetra fulgida is the source of this 737-nucleotide messenger RNA. The record is from the annotation of a GenBank genome assembly. NCBI's taxonomy places the organism in Eukaryota, Fungi, Glomeromycota, Glomeromycetes, Diversisporales, Gigasporaceae.
AAGUUGCAGUGCAAAUGAUUAAUGAUAAGUUGACUGAUUUUCAAUCUAAAAAAUCUUUCUUGAAAAGAAGUAAUGAGGAAACGAAUUCUGUUGAUGAAAUAAAACGACAGUGUAUCCAAAAAGAUACCUCAUUUGAACUUUUAACGAAAGAAAGUCUAGAUAAUGAAGAGAAUUUGAUUGUAGGAAACUUUAAUGUUAGAGAGUCUCUCAUUAAUUGGAAAUUGAGAAAUAAUCCACCUUGUGAUGACCUUGCAUAUUACGACAUAUUAGACCUCACUCCAGGCAGCAAUAGUGAUUUCGUCAAAAAUUACAUGCCAACGGAAGUAUACAAAAAGCUUACGCGUGAACAAAAACCUCAACAGAAAGAAUACAAUGAAAUAAAGCAUCAUAUUAAUAAUAUGAUAAAGGUUUCUGAUUUCAAAAAAUCAGUCGUUGAUCAUUAUUUACCAACUCGUGGUGAUGAAGAGAAGGAAUUUUUAUGGAAAGACUUUGACCUAAAAAAGGAUGAUAAAAAAAAUCGUAGCAAUGGUCGCAAAAUAGAUAUUGUCUGGGCCACUAAGCCCUUAAAAAUAGAAUUUGCUAUUGCAGAGAUAAGCGGACCUCCAAAUGAACACCAACACUUUCAUUAUUUUAAUGAUAAAAUCAAAAUAGCAAAGAUUUUUACGGCUUACAAAUCUACAGUGAGAAUUUAUUAUGCUAUAAUAUUUUGCUUGAUAAAUAGUGCUAAUCUUGAAUAA